Micromonas commoda is the source of this 1605-nucleotide messenger RNA. RefSeq names its product outer dynein arm docking complex protein oda-dc (gene ODA-DC). The transcript has 2 exons. NCBI's taxonomy places the organism in Eukaryota, Viridiplantae, Chlorophyta, Mamiellophyceae, Mamiellales, Mamiellaceae. The coding region runs from base 1 to 1605 and encodes 534 amino acids. The record is from RefSeq and is a predicted model, not a curated record.
AUGUCGACGCUAAACGCGAUCGGAGGUGCCAGGACGAAGGGCGCAAAGGUUGGCUUCGACGAUGAUUCCAAGGACCUAGGUGCGGGUAAACUGAUAGACAACUCCGUUCCGAGCGGCCCCGCGGGCGAGAUAUUCAGGCUCCAGACCCAGGCUGACGAGCUCACGCGACGCAUCGAGUUGGAGAAACGGCGAACGAAGGACGUCGAGUCCGGCAUCGAGCGCGUCCGCGCUAAGAUCAUCGAGCAGCGACGGGAGAUGGGAGGCGUCGACGCCGCGCAGGAGAAGAACACGCACAUCCAGCGUAACCUGAAGAUGCUCGAAAACAGGCUCGAUAAGGCCUUGGGCAAGUACAACGACGCCCUGGCGCACAACAAGCAACUGCGGGGCACCAUCGACAACCUUCGCAAGGAGCGCGUGCUCUUCGACGACAUAUACAAGAAGCUCGAGCACGAGCUCGCGGAGAAGAAAAACAGGAUGGGCGAGAUCAUCGAACGGUCCGAUAAGGCGUACGAGGCGCGGGAUAAGGCUGUGAGCGAGAUGGCGAAGCUCAAGCAGCAGGCGGACAAGGAGCAGCUCGCGUUUGAGAAGGAGUGGCGCGAGCUCACCAAGCUCAUCGAGCACGACAAGAAGAUGCGCGCGUUCAUGAAGAACAAGGCCAAGGCGCAGGGCGCCGUGGAGGAGGCCAGAUUAGCGGCGGAGGCUGACGAGGCUGAGCGCAAGCAGAAGAAGCGUGAGAUGGCGGGUAAGUGGGCGCAGGGCAAAUCCAAGGCUGACGCCAAAAAGUCGCACGCGCGGGUGCAGUCGUACCGCGAGGCGUUUAGACAGAUUCAGGAGGCGACCGGGAUCGGAGACGUCGAGGAGCUCGUCACGAGUUUCACGCAGGCGGAGGAUGAGAACUUCAGGCUGUUCAACUACGUCAACACGCUCAACGCGGAGAUUGAGCGGCUCGAGGAGCAGAUCUCGGAGUGCAAGAACGAGAUUGAAAAGUACAGAGGCUCCGGCGCCGCGUCUGACUCGCAGCGGCGCAAGCUGCUCAAGGACCUCGAGGACCGGCUCGCGCGCACCGAGGCCAAGGCCAAGUCCUACGACGGCAAGUACAAGAUCGCGACCGAGACGGUGGGCGCGCUGCGCGAGGGAAUCUGGAAGGUUUACAACAAGAUUGGCUGCAACACCCCGACCAACGCCGAGCUCCUCGGCGCCGACGGCGUCACCGACGGCAACAUGAUGCAGUACCUGGGCGUCAUCGAACAGCGAACGAACGAGAUUUUGCAGAUGUACGCCGCCUCCAUGAUGGCAGAGGGGGGUGCCGACAGGGCGGGCGACUACGACAGCUUCGUGCAGAUGACCAAGACGGGCCCGGAGAGCUCCGCCGGUCCGCGGGAGCUCAAGAUCGACGCGCCGAGCACCGAGGAUCCCGACGAUUUGGACGAGUCGGAUGAGGAUCCGGAGGAUAGGCCGCUGGACAGGGAGGAGCUGAGGCGGCGCGCGGCGAAACAGCUGGCGCGGCGGGAGAUUGGGGACGGGGCGACGGGUACGGUGGCGGACGCGAGGUCGGGCGCGAAGAAGGCGGGUGCCGGGGGCAAGGGAGCGGUCAAGCGGCGGUGA